Molecule: messenger RNA, 117 nt
Organism: Colletotrichum truncatum
Lineage: Eukaryota; Fungi; Ascomycota; Sordariomycetes; Glomerellales; Glomerellaceae
Source: RefSeq, a predicted model, not a curated record
AUGUGGUUAUUCAUAUUGAACAACGACUUCAUGCUCAAUAAUUGGUGGGACGGCUUCAUCGACGUUUUACUGUUAAGCAAGGGGGUACGAAGCCGUCGGACUACUGUGGAUGAUUAA